AUGACGACGGCGGUAGGACAAGCUGCGAAUAAGGCCCUGUUAGGGUCGAACCGACCGAUUCUGAGGCGAAUCAAGGGACUUCUCUCCCGCGGCGUCGGCGAAGAGCAACCUCCUCUUUACAUCUACGAGCGUUCCCGUGAGAUCUUUUCACAAAAUCUUUUUGCAGCUUUUCGUUCAAUUAAUCAGUCACUCAUCUGCUUUCAUUGCGGUCAUUAGUAGAACCGUCUAAGUCGUAGAAAGUCAUUUUUGUGUCCACAUCGCCCCCACGAGCAACUGUGUAGUUUACCUGUGGAAAUGUUUUUCUCCUUGUCUCUAAAAACCCUUUUUUAUCUUGAGUUAUCCUCAUUGAUGAAUUCUGCCGUUUAAUAUCUGCUUUUAUCUGUUUUGAAUUUCAUUUUUUCACAUAGACACUGCAAAAUUUUAUAAGUUUAAUCGCUGACUAGAAAUCUUGCUUCGGUUUUCGAUCUCUUAAAAAAAUUUCAAACUGGUUUCGACUGCGCUAUGAUCCACUAACCGGUCACCAGGAUAUUAAAUAAUUUUUCUUAUUUUCAAAAAUCUUUUCGAUUGGAACUGACGCGCCUUUUCUCGUUUUUGUUUCAAACCCUACAAAAAUCAAACUAAACUUUUGGAUUGCAUGUGAACUAUUCGCGGACCCGAAGAAGCCUGUGGCUCUCAUUUUCGGAUAUGGAAGCUGUCCGAGGAAGAUCAACGAGAAGUACACGGAAGUCUACAGAAAACAUGAGUAUGUUGACGAUAGAGUAAAUUAAGUAGAAGAUUGAAACUUCCUCUCAACCUAUGAAUUUCGGCUUUUUGAAGAAAUUGGUUGGUUUCGCGAAAAAAGAGAAAGUUUCGAUGAAUAAAGGCAAGUCAUAGCCAUGAAAAUGAAGAAAUAAUUUGAUAAUAUGCUUUUCAUGAGGCUUUUUUUUUCAUGGAUCUCCGAAUCGAGCUCUGCUCUGAGUUACAAUACAUAAAUAAAUUCAAACAGUUCUCGAAUAAUUUAUUCAGUCUGCCGGGAGUGAGCAUCACGAGCGAAUUCUUCGACGAAACGAUCCCGCCUCCGCGAGUCCUCACCAACAUCGCUCCGAUAAUGCGCAAAAUGACGGAAGAAGAGCUGCGCGACCUGCCGCCAGAGUACGCAACGCUUCACGAACGGAAGAUCAUCAUCCACGCCAAUUCGAUGAAUGGCGCCAAAGCUGUGGGCGCCUUCUACAACUACGCGAUGAAGAACAACAUCAACAUCAAGGACCGCGUCUUGGGCCUCACUUUUGACAGGUUCGUCCGUAGGCCUCGCCAACCGAAGCUUGUUAAGAGAUCAUGGUGGAGCUUCUGAAUCAGAUUUUAAUCAUUAUGUUACACCGAUUCUGAAUCGAAACUUGAAAAUCGCUGCAAGGCCUUGGGAAAAACUGUUUCUCCCCAAAUUUAGAACCAUUAGAAACCAGUGUGAAAGACUAACUAUCAACUAUCCAGUAGUCCAACUCUGAGCUGACGUGAUAGCCUGAUGAGAACUCGAUUUCAGUACGCCUUCUACAUUACCGAUGCUGUGGAACGUCUGGGGCCAGCUCCUGACCGUGAAGAAGGACAUUUGCGACAUUCCUCGACCUUUGCGCUACCCUUUUCUUUUCCCUCGCGGCUUCUACCAUUGCACCCUUGUCAGUUCAACCAUUCGGAUACAAAACUCUGAGAUUUUCAGCGUGAAUUCUAUCGCAAAUUUAUGCCGGAAAAAUUGAAGCACCACAACUUGUUCGAUUUUUUGAACGAAGUUUGCCCAUUACCCAAAAACCAGCUUUUCAUUUAUUCUCUGGUACGCAAAAAAGUUUUGAAAAUCCAUGAUAUCUCUUUUUCAGGAUGACGAGGUUGUGAGGUACGAAUGCAUCGAAAAAUUUAUCGAGUACCAAAGGAAAGUCGGCAACGACGUCGAGACACUCAUGUCAGUUAGAACUCAGCCGAAUCUCGAGAAAAAAAAAGUUUCCAGGUUCCCGCAGUCGCCGCACGUCCGCCAUCUGGAGGCGAAGCGGAAAAAAUACGAGAAGACUAUGGCGAAGUUCGUCAAAAAGUGUUUGGCCGCAGCAUAA
This is a messenger RNA of Caenorhabditis auriculariae, 2072 nucleotides long. The record is from the annotation of a GenBank genome assembly. Lineage: Eukaryota; Metazoa; Nematoda; Chromadorea; Rhabditida; Rhabditidae.